Molecule: messenger RNA, 1033 nt
Organism: Filobasidium floriforme
Lineage: Eukaryota; Fungi; Basidiomycota; Tremellomycetes; Filobasidiales; Filobasidiaceae
Exons: 2
Coding region: 91-681 (196 amino acids)
Source: RefSeq, a predicted model, not a curated record
AGAACUCGAUCUCCUGCUGAUGCGCAACCUAUACCCAGGCAAUUUGGCACUCACCGUGCUGUCAUCAACGGGACCUUUCCCAUUCAGGAGAUGUCUCAUGUUUACGCCUGCCGGCAUCCAAAGACUAGCCUGGCCUUUGAUACCACCUGGAUAGCCGCCAUCUUUGCUAGUCAAGCGUUUGACACGGAGCAAGCGUAUUGGCUGUACGAAUCUCUGAUGGACCGACUGGCAGGAGAUCUCAAACCCAUCGCCAUUCGCGUCACAUCUGUUGUUUUACCCCAACUCUUGGCACAGCAAGAUCAGCAACUUCACGCCGACCUGUCGAGAAAGGGUUUCGAUUCGGCCUCGUAUGGUGCCCUAUUGGUAUCCUGGCUCCCAUCUAUCUUUGCCUCGGCGCUACCGUUUCCAACCGUAUUGCGGCUUAUGGACCUUCUCAUCCUUGAAGGACCACUUCUAUUGCUUCGCGCUGCCCUCGCCAUCUUGCUUGUCAUGUCGAAACGACUGAUCUCCGCAGAGAGCAAGGAAGACAUUCUGCGACUUCUUCUGCAACCCAGUGCAGAUGAGCUCGUCAGCCCAGAAAGCCUCGUCAAAGUGAUGGCAAAGAUCUCGCUGUCCGACAAGGUCGUCGAGGGGCUCAAGACUAAGGCUUUAGCGUCACUCGCCAAUCAGAGGCGAAAUUAAAGACGUAUCGAUAUCAAAGUCAGCAUCGAUAACGACCAUAUACCCAGACACGACCUCCUGUAAACAACCAUAUUAGCAUGAUGUGACGAAUUACACGACGAUCGUUUGUAAUCGGAUCUACCACACAUCCUUCUAGUCAUAUCAUCCACGUUUGCAGCGUUAUUCCAGCAAUCCUUUGGUCUUUGCGCUCAGACCUGUCAGCAGGAUGCAUUGCGAGUGCAGGGAGACUCGGAACGAGAGCGAAUCGUCAGCGAAUGUUGAGAUGGAUCGCUUCAAGAUGAGGCGGCAAAUAAAACACUUCAACAGUGUGUAUACUGCCCUCAUGAAAACCCUGAUAUAUUUUCUUCUCGUC